AAUUUCGCCUUCUCCGCACCUAAACAAUCAAAUGCAUAUUCCAUGAACUCGCCCUUGCAUUCACACACCAUUCCUCCCUCGUUCCCAUUUAAACAUGCAUCCACCUUGCGCAACCGACUUCAUCCUUCCGGCGAAUUUCAGCGCAUUCGUUUUCCAGGGGAUGCGGUAAACGGGGAUCAAUAAUAAAAUGAACCAGAGGGUAUUUGAGCGAAUUUGUCUUGCGUUAAACGCAUGCGUGUGUGUCGUGCCGUGCUGUGUGGUGUUCUUCCUGUGGUGGUAAUAAUAUUUACGAAUUAUGAAGAAGGCAUUUGUUGGUUUUUGAUAAAAUUGAAAUCUACGAAUCGUAGAUUUUGAGUUAUGAUCGGUGUUAAGUAAAGACGGAUGGAAUGCGUUUCAACUGAGGGUAGCAGGGACUGGAACACCGACGUUGAUUUUUGGAAACGGUAAUGUGGAGUGCAGUGGCGCCCGUCGACUUAGAAAGCCCAGCACCGUCAGCCCGAUCGAAACACAGUGCUACUUUGAUAGGGGAAAAUGUGUAUUUGCUAGGAGGCCGAAACGGGAAUUUACCGACCAAGGACUUCUGGAAGUAUAACAUGAUUAGCGGCAAGUGGAAUUUGCUUCAGCCGUGCGGCGACAAACUUCCUUCAUUGCAGGAACAUUCCGCAGUUGCUCAUAAAGACCGGAUUUAUGUGUUUGGUGGCGAAGUUGGGUUUUCCGCUGGAACUGAAACUCCUUUGUGGUGCUACGAUAUUAAAAAUAACAGCUGGAGAAAAAUACGCGCAAAAAAAGGUGUUGCUACUCCCAGAGGUCGCAGAGGCCACUCUGCUUUAGUCCAUCGUGAAACUAUGCUUGUUUAUGGCGGCUAUCAAGAUCUUCGAGGAUCCUGCAGCGAAUUAUGGGCUUUCCACUUCGAAACCGAAUCUUGGCAUUUACUCUCAACCUCGCCCCCCAAACCCACCAACAACAUGGACCUUUUGCCGCCACCUCGCCACAAGCACUCGGCCAUCAUCCACGACGAUUCCAUGUGGGUGUACGGCGGUAUGACCGACCUCCAAGAACGCGGCGACCUUUGGAGAUGGGACACCAUUUCCAAAAAAUGGAGCCUAAUUAAAAGCAAAAUUAACCCCGGGCCUUUACACAGUCACGCAGUUUGCAGGCUUCCAUCGUCCAUGCUCCUAUUCGGCGGUGAAAGAAACGGUCACCCGACGAACGAACUCUGGAAAUUCAACUUUAGUGUAGAAACAUGGGAAAAAAUUAGCGUGUCGGGAACGAAGCCGCAGCCCCGUUCCGAAAGCGUGGCCUUUGCCAUAUCUGAGUUGUCUUUGCACGAAUCGGUGAAUUAUUUAGACAAGACGAGAGUCCGUUCGAGGACGUGCAUUUCGGCGGAUCGUAGCAAUCGGCAUUCUUCGUAUCUUCCAAAUAACCGGGUGGCGCCAUGCGAGAAGACUUACAUUUUUCAACCGUCUCAAGCUAACUACACUGAUGGUAGUGAGUUGCAUCAGAUUGCAAGCGAAGAUAAACCGAUGCGGGGGUUUUUGCAAGAAAUAACGAAGAUAUCGCAGAUUUCUAGACUGAAUAGCAAGUGUAGCUAUACGGUGCUUGCCGGGUGUACCACUGAUAGUACGGAGAGUUUGCUGAAGCAACACGCCACUCCGCCAAAUUUUGAAGAAACCGACUCUGAUAUCACUCCAAGAAGCACCAUGGUGAAGUCUAAGUCAGCAUACGUGAUAAAAAAGAAGUACCAAAUUGAUAACGACGAGCAGAAGGAAGUCGAGAGGAGGAGGAACGACUUGACGAAAAAAAUCACACGAGAGCCUAUCUCAGUACCUAAUUUUUCUGCUUUGACGUUACCAACUCCGGCUUUGACACCAGUAGAAGCCACGAAGUUAGUUUAUUUGGACACGGAUGACGAAAACGAAAUUAUGAAUGAUAGUUACCCAAAUGACACUAUUCAAGUUGGUAAAAGGGCAAGUUUGAGCUUCAACAACCCUCCGAAACGAGGCGAAAGUUACAACUCUCAUUUGGGCUACGCCGAUAACCCUCUCUACCAACACAUGAUGAAGCUGCAGAACGAACAAGAAAACGUGUCUUCGACGUCGGAUUACGCUAGCAUCGAAACCAUGAAUCGGCUAUCCUCUGCGAGCAAUUAUAGUGUCAAGACCAACCACGACGAAAACCAGAAAAAUAGGGAGAAGGAUGGUCCGUUUGGGUUUUGCAACCCGAAUUACAUGGGUCCUGAUAUUAAACACGUUGCUAAAUUGCUGACGCAUCAAAGUUCUUUGGGGGUUCAAAGCUCGGAGGAAGAUCUUCUCGAACUGCAAGAGUACAACGGGGUUAUUAAUAGAAAUACCAAAGUUCUUUAUAGGAGUUCGCUGCGUAAUCAUCCUUCCAACUUUCCAGCCUUAGAUAAUGUACGUCCAAAAGAUUCCAAAAGAAGAGCACACAGCGCUGGUAGAGCGGAACGAAUCCGAGUGGAAAAAACCAUGUCCGACGAAACAGAUUUCGACCGAAUCCUAGACUACGUUCCUCUGUAUGUCUAUAUCAUAGGCGGGAAAGAGCACGGGCAGGUCACGAUUUUUCAAAGACCUAUCUCGAUAUGGAAACUCAAGUUGUUCUAAUCCAGACGUUCAGGAAAAUGUGCCAAAUUCCUUAGAAGCGUAGACUUAUGUAUCAUUAAAUUAAUUCGUUUAGAAAAUUGUAAAAGAAAAAAUCACAUUAGUUUCUUAAAAAAUUGGAUCAACUCUUUAACUUUAGUUAGUUUCAGACGGAGUUGCCAAUUUAGUUAGAAAAUUAGUUAGAUUUUCUACAUUUUUAAUAGUUUGUUUCGGUAGUUUAGAACUACGAUAUGAAUUUGACAAAUUCGUCCAAGUAAUACGUUGUGAUCUACAUUCGGAACAAUAAUAUUUACUAUUUUCGGACGAAGCCUUUUAGAUUUAGAAAAAGUGCAAUAUAUUUUGAACAAAAACUUAUAAUGUAGGCGACCGAAUUUUACAAGUUUAUGUUGUAUACCCUGUCGUGUUUUGUUUGGAAAGUACAUCGUUGUUGAAACUGUUCUUUGUAAAGUCCAACUUUAAGUAAAAUUUG
Molecule: messenger RNA, 3084 nt
Organism: Zophobas morio
Lineage: Eukaryota; Metazoa; Arthropoda; Insecta; Coleoptera; Tenebrionidae
Exons: 6
Coding region: 447-2618 (723 amino acids)
Cellular component (GO): cytoplasm
Molecular function (GO): protein binding
Source: RefSeq, a predicted model, not a curated record